Molecule: messenger RNA, 3193 nt
Organism: Haliotis rubra (blacklip abalone)
Lineage: Eukaryota; Metazoa; Mollusca; Gastropoda; Lepetellida; Haliotidae
Product: caspase activity and apoptosis inhibitor 1-like
Exons: 10
Coding region: 373-1383 (336 amino acids)
Source: RefSeq, a predicted model, not a curated record
GUCCAAACGGCUAUUAUGUACAUAUUACGUAAUGUGUGUCUUUUACGGAAUUAAUUAUCUUUACAUGUCCACCGCGAAGUCCACUGAUCUGGGGAUGGUGUGAAAACAAGUUAAUUAGAGAAAUGGUACCGGUAUUGUUAGAUAUUGUUUGGAAAUAAACAUGCUGUAUAUGCCUGAAGUACUCAUGUUCUUGUAUCAAGACAUGAAAGAGUCUAAAGAUCACGUCCUGCUUGGGGAAUAUAUGGAUGACCAGUUAAUGAAACAGGCUGUUGUAGGUAACACUACAAGUCUCAAAACAUCAAGCUACUCUCCUCAUCAGCCAUGUUUGGGUCUGCUUAGAUGACAAGAGGCUGAACCUUCUGAGCAAUAAAAAUGAGUGCAGCCAAAAUGGUGGCAGACUCAACACAGUCGGAUGUGGUAUCAGAGUUUGCCACCAAAGGUCGACAUAGAAAAAGUGGAGAGAAAAAGACUAAAAAGACAAAGAGAAAUGGCAGGAAGGCAAAGAAAAAGAAAGUCACAGAGGAAGAGGAUGCACUGUUGAAUGACCCUGAUCUUGACCUUAACAAAGAGGUGAAGGACAUUGGGGACUACAUUCGAGAUCGCAAAGAAAUGCUCAACCAGAUGUUCAAUGCUGUGCAGGGAGCAAGUUUACAAAGGGCUCUACCAGAUGUUUUGAAGGAGCUGCCUCUCGAUGUCCUCAAACAGAAAUGUCUGGAGCACAUGGAAGUGAUGUCCAAGAAACGCAUCAGACGGAUUCUGCAUGGUGAUGAUCCUGCUGCUAUAUCGUCUUCAGGCACAGAUGAUGACACCUCGGAUGAAGGGGCUGCAGAUGGAGUGGAAGAGUCAGGUCAGCAGGCAGCCGACUCCACCUCCCAGACUGGGGCAGAGCAGGAGGACAGCCAAGACAAGACAGAGGUGAUGAAAGGUCUCCUAGUGGAUGAAGAGCAGACGGAUAUUGAAGAAGAUUCAGAGGGUGAAUGGAGAACACCUCCCCAAGACGAAGGCAGUGAUCAGGAGAUGGAGGAACAAGAAGAAGGUGUAGAAGAAAAGGAUGAAGAGGAUAAAGGGGAGGGAGAAGGAUCAGUUGAAGGUGAAGGUAACAGUGAAGAUCAGGAAGAAGAUGAUAAGGAAGUUGAGGAAGAAGUUCAGUUAGAAUCAAUUAAGGGCAAGGCUACCAGCCUGAGGAGCUUGGAUCCUGAAGAUGUGAAAAACCUGGAGGAAGAGAUGACUGAGUCUGUGAAGCAUAAGAUGGAGACAGCAGAGGCUGGUGACAUGAUCACCCCAGUCCUGACCAAGAACCAGAUGGAGCUCCUGGAACUGGAGAUGAGAGCACGGGCCAUCAAGGCCAUGCUGAAGAAACACCAGAGCAAGAGUACACUGUGAGCAAGAGCAUCUCCAGACCACCAGAAAGUGUAAAAUGUACUUUUGUGUUUCAACUACUGUUGUCCAUGAAUGUAUAUAAUGACAUACUACUCAUGGACAUACUUAGUGUCACUGCCAUUUCAUCCUAAUGGAAGAGUGAGGAUGGAAGAUGAAGCGUGUCUGAUGGACCCAUCACUCUUUGUCAUAUUUUGUGAAUAAAAUGAUUGCAUGCCAAAAUGUCAUGUUUCUUCUCAACAUUGUUAUGUGAUGACUGUCUGGGAUGUGGCAUUAAUUAGACUGGGAUGCGAUCAAGACAUAUGUUUCUGCUUUAGUCAGUUUCUGACUGGCAGCAAAUAAUAUGUCUUACAAAUAUACCCUGUGAUAUUUACAGUAUGAAUUGACUAGACUUUUGGAUUCCUGUCAGGUAUAUUGGUGUAUAAUUUUUAUCAAAUGGAUGUGUUUGUAAAGGAGUGAGGCAAGUAAAGAGUUGGUGGUAUAUGUGCGAGAACUUGGAAUUGCCUGAUGUAAUACUGGAUGUGACAGUAUAUAUCUGUAUUCUAGUUUAAGACUGAUCUGCACAAUAUAUAGCCUGACCAUUGCAAGGUUCCUCGGGAAACAAAUGGGUAGUUGUCAAGCUUGUUUCUUCUCAUUUUCAAGACAGUUCUCCUAAAUGCUAAAAUUCUGAUUGUUCUCUCCAAAUUGUCCUUGUUUCCUAAUUUCUUUCAACAAUUGAAAUGUUCCAUACAAAUGCCAAUCCACUUCCUGAAUCAAGCAAAAUCACGCAGAAAAUCACUUCAUAUCAGAUCAUAUGUGUCCAUUUUGUUCAACAAUGAUACCACAGGGUAAAACAUCCUACAUUCACUCAGUCAGUCAUUAAAUCACUCAAUCAUGUCAUUAUGAUCAUAAUGUGUCUUACGUUUUUGUGUUUCCGUUGUGAACAAAGUAACAUCUACAAAAGCCUAAAUGAUGACUUUAUUACAAUACAUGAAAGUUGUAUGUUUCUUUGUCCUCACAUUUUUCAAUACUGCCUUCAGCUUUUUGGGAACGGGAAAAUGUAACUGUGGGUUAAACUGUUUGAAGUCCAUAGGGUGUGUUUUUAUCAUUCAUUGAAGUUAAUACAAGUGUUUGCGAUUGUCUGUGUUUAUCUUAUACACUGAGUGGCCUACAUUCCAAUAAAGACUUUGUGAUGUUUGGGUGGCUAAACAGAGUCAGUAUGUGUAUUUAGAUGAAAAGAAAUGUACAUCAUGCACACAUAGGGUUUCAUUUACAAGUUUGUUUACAUCCUGACUGAUGUUAAUUUCUGAUGAAGAAACCAUUUUUAAAGUUUAUCUUCAAUAAGUCUUAAUUCAUAUGGAAUGACGUAUGAUCAUGCUGUAAAUGUGUAUUUAUGUUUCAUCAUUUUUUAUGAAUAUUCACAAGUUGCUGAAACAAAGUGUAUGUUUUGGAAACGACUGAUUGAUACUGUUUCAGACGAUAAUGUUUUAUCUUUGGCACUAGAGACGAAUAUUGUAUGAGAUACACUUUUUGAGCAUGUACAUUGGAUAUUUCUUCCCUUCUCAAAUGUGACCCUGUCCGUCUACUUUUGAAAUGUACAUGAUAUUAACAUAUCAAGAAGCUGAUCUCCGUCAUUAAAUGAUACCCGUUUAUUCACCAUCCUGACAAUGAUAGGUUGAAAUUUAUUGUUGUCUAUAUAUCAUCUUUGUUUAACUUACCCCUUGGGAUACGUUUUAUAUUUUAUAUGCAUUAAAACUGUGAAAAUGUGUUUAAAAGUCAAAAGUGACUUUUGAAUAAUUCUCUUAUGUAGAUUUUAUGAAUAAAAAGAUCAUAUAUU